AAUAACAACUAAUAUCUUUUUCUGAAAUAAAAUAGGUUCUGGAAAAACAAAAGCCUAUGAGUCAUUGCAAAUUGCCAUGACACAUUUGAAAGGUAAAAUAUCACCAGCCGGCUCAUCUAUUUGAAGCUCCAAAAGAUUGCUCAUAUCGAUUAUAUUUCCUGAGUGAUUGAUUAAUCAGUCUUACGUCAACAUGACACAAACUGCAGUACAGAGAAGCGCCACGAUCGACAUGUUGUGGUAUCGACAUAAUUGUCAAUGAUUACGAGUAAUUAAACAGAGUCUUUUACAGUUUAUUUAAAAGAAAUCUCGUCGUAAUUGAAAUUUUUUAUCAAAAAAUCCCAGUUUUUGACUUUUUCGAAAUGUGUGUAAGGAAGCAACUAUAGUGAUCACACUCUUCAAAUAUGGCAGCAUUUUUUACAAGAUAUUCAGAAAGCAAAGACAAUUCGUGAAGAUUCCAAUAUUCCUUCCCGAAUAAACAGAAACCAGAAACAAGUAAGCUAGAAAAAAUAGUAAAAAGACUUGCAGAAUGUUUCAGGAUAGUUCUAUAGCUGCAUACAUUACCAGAACAGUACUGUAAAAGACGAAUGUAGUCAGCCACUUUACAGUUUAUUUCCUGCAUUAUUAUUCCGAGACCUUUUAUCGGUAUCUCACUUCGAUUUCAGUUGAUCAUCACUGUCAUCUGAUAGCAGUUAAUGUUCCUUUUGUUCUUCCAUAUCAUGUUAUUUAUUUUAUUUGGUAGUUCGAAAAUUUUGUUUUCAGACUUAUUAUAUUGCGCAACUUACAAUUAAUGCCGCAACAGGACGAUUUACCUCGUAGCAAUACACGUAGUCGUCUAUCAGGUCGUUCGUCACGUCUUAGGUCCAGCGGUGCAAACGGUGUUAACGGUCAUGUGCAUGAAAAUGGUCAGCCAUCUCUAGAUGCAAGGCAACGCGGCUAUUACUCAGAACUUGCAACAGUCAAUCCAGAAUUAGAAUUCGAUUUAUCAAGAUCAGCCCCAACAGUGCAAGAUGAUCUACUACGAGAAACAUUUCGAGUAUCGAAUACUGCUCGAGCUAGUAUAUUUCAAUUGUAUGGAAAUGAUAUACAACAGUAUUUACAAAAGCAAGAUGAAUUUACUACUGAACUCAAACGAAGUCAGUUGUAUUCUGAGCGAGCAGUUGAACCGAAAGUAUUUUUACCGUUUUAUAAUGCUCCUUAUACACUACCACGAAAAGUUGAAAUAGAAAGACGAAAACGUCUUUACUUAUCGUUAGAUGUUGAAACAUUACUUCAAGAGAGAGGUAUCAUUACAUCAGAACUAAUGCCAAAAUAUAUUCCAGCUGACAAAGUUGUAACGUUGAAUUUACCAAAUCAAGAUCCAGCACCAUUUGCGCCGUUAUUACCAUUACAUUAUUUUGAUGAUACCGACUAUGAUAUAUGGACACCCGAAUCUUGGCUAAGUUUAGCUCGAGACGAGAAAACUGGUUUACAAAAACCUCUACCGGGUGUUGCUUUACUUCCGAAUGUUUCAUCAUCAAACCUAUUGAAUGUCAAAGAUCCAAAUCUUCAAUAUAGUUGGAAAAACGUUAGUGUCUAUGCUUAUGAUAAUGAAACAAACAUGUGGCUUGUUCAACGAGAUGAUGAAGAACAUAAUGUAUUUGAUAUGUAUCGACCGGCUAAGAAAAGUCGAAAACAGGAAGAAAAUGGUGACUCCAAAACGAACGGACAUAUGAAUGGAGAAAAAGAUCAUUAUAAUGAUAUCAAUCGCGAGCGUUAUUGGAUACCUCGAAUACAAUUACAUUUUCUAGCUGAAGAUCCUCGAAAGUUUGCUGAUCGUGUCGCAAAAGCAUUUCAAGAUCGAAAACGAGCGGAAGCAGAAUUACGAACGAGUUUAUAUAUUGAUUGUAUGCCAAUGGAUGGAAUUGGCAAGUUGGAUGAUGAAAGAGUAAAACGAAUUCAAGAAUUUGCGAAAACAAACAUGAUAGCCAAAACAUUUAAAGACGAAUAUACUGGACCAAUAGUCGAAGAAGUAAAUGUUGAUUAUGCUCGUACAAUGAAUUCAAUGAUAUUUGAAGAAGUGACACAAGCUGAUCCCGUGUCAUUUGCGUUUGUUACAUUACCACAGAAAUCAAAACGUAGAGUGCCCAAGACUGGUUGCGUUGAUAUACCAGAAUAUUCAUUUAAUGAAGUAUUCGAUCAAUUUAAAUUUAUUUCCCUGUUGACAUCAAAACCAGCUAUUGAUGCGUUAAAAUUGGUUCGAACAGAAUGUGAUUAUGUUAUUAAUAAUUUAAGUUUAUUACAAAAAAAUAUUCCAAAACAUAUCAAAUUAGAUGAAUUCGAAGCAAUGCAACUGAAUCAAACAUCAACCACACACAUGUAUUUGACAGAUACGUGGAAAAAUAAUCUUCGUCAAGGAAUUAAAACAAAAUUCAUUGAUGUUGGACGUGGAUGGUAUAAUAUAAAUGAGUCCGAUUAUCAUAUUUAUAAAGUAUCUAAAUUAAAAAAAUUUAUCGAACGUGUUAAAUAUAUGAUGCAAGAUACUUUGAGAUUUCUUGUACAAGAUUCAUGUCAAAAUUAUGUCAAAAUGUUAACUGAAGCAUGUACGCCAAUAAUGGGUUUAAAUGAAAAUUUUGAAUGGUCGAAAAAUGAUCUGAUCAAUAGUCCAUACAAACCACCAAAAAAUCCGUUAUUUCAUUUGGAUCUAACCAUUGAUCAAGUUGGACCACGUUAUAUAACACCUUAUGAAAGUUUUCCAAAUAUAAUUAUUGGUGCAUUUGAACGUGCUAUUACGCAAACACAAGCAAUACCUCAAAUAGAAAAAGAUGUUAUGGAAAAUAUAUUUUGGGGUGGAGAGACAAUGCGAUUGGAAUCAGUCGCUUUACAAGAAGAAAAAGUUAUGGAAUGGAAAGAAACAUUGCAAAAAUCAAUCGAACAAUCAUUGAUACCAUUGCGAGCAUACGCAGAUGCAUAUGAACCAUACGUUGCAUUAAUGAACUUAAAUAUUGAUCAAUAUAUUAAAGAUUUUGAAAAAACUGAAAAGUCUAUUGAAGAAGUGCGCAAUGAGAUUCUAAUGCAUAUAAAAGAGAAAGACAAAUUGGAGAAAAACAUACCAGUUUCAGUUGUUAUUGGACCAUAUUAUGUGUUUGCUCAGAAAUUACGAGAAGCACUCUCAACAAAACGUAAAACAUUGGUGGAAGCUCUAUUAAUUAGUCAAGCACGUAAAGCACGAAUAAAAACUGAAGAGUUAAAUGAUUCAUUUCGUGAUGUGCAACGAAAGUUAUAUGAAAAAGCUAAUACCGCAGAAGAUCUAGCUGAACAUCGUGAAUGGAUGAAAAGUGUACCAGAAUUAUUGGACGAUAAAAAGGAUGAUAUGCAAAAAAUAUUAGAUGAAUUUGGCUUAUUAGACGAAUUUCAUUGUAAUCUAUCGAAUGAAGAUUUUUCGUUUAAAUAUGGUCUUAUUGCAUGGCCAUGGAAAAUUCGAACGUUUUUGGAACAAAUCGAAGAACAACACAAAGAAGACGAAGAAAGAUUUAAAAAAUUACAAGUUCAAGAUACAGCUGCAUUGAACGACAAAAUGGAUCAAUUAACAAUGAGUGUCGCCGGUUUAUCAGGUCAUACAUCGAUUGAACGUGCUCACGAAGUGGCUAAUGAAUGUCGUAAAUUAAACAAAGCAUUGAAAGAAUGUCAAGAAUCAGCAGCAACAUUUAAUAAUCGAGAACGUUUACUUGGAUUACCUGUCACUAAUUAUGAAAAAUUGAACAAAUUAAUCAAAGAUUUUGAACCAUUCCGUGUUCUAUGGUCAACAGCAUCAGAUUGGAUGAACGAUCCAAUUAUUUCUGUGAAUGCCGAAGAUAUCGAGAAAAACGUGACGGAAAUGUACAAAAAUAUGCAUAAAUCGAUAAAAAUAUUUCAAGACAAUGAGGGAAUUCAACAAAUAGCUCUCACUGUUAAGUCAGAUAUUGAAGAUUUUAAACCAAAAAUUCCGUUGAUUCAGGCACUUAGAAAUCCUGGUAUGAGGAAUCGACAUUGGGAAGAGCUUUCUGAAUUGGUAAACAUGCCGAUACGUCCAAAAAAGGAAUUAACAUUUUCAAAAUGUUUGGAUAUGGGUUUACAAAAACAUAUCGAAUCGAUAUCGAAAGUAGCUGAAAAAGCUGGCAAAGAAUAUUCGAUUGAACAACAAUUGGAUAAAAUGGAAAAUGAUUGGAAAUCUGUUAAAUUUGAAGUGUUACCAUAUAAAACUACGGGCACAUUUAUCAUAAAAACGUCUGAAGAAAUUAGUCAAAUGUUAGAUGAUCAUAUUGUUGCUACACAAUCAAUGUCAUUCUCACCAUUUAAAAAAGCAUUUGAAGAACGUAUUGCAGCGUGGGAAAAUAAAUUAAAAAUAACUCAAGAAGUUUUGGAUGAAUGGUUAGCAUGUCAACGUUCGUGGCUUUAUUUAGAGCCCAUAUUUUCAUCAGAAGAUAUUAUACGUCAAUUACCAGUUGAAAGUAAACGAUAUCAAACUAUGGAACGUAUAUGGAGAAAAGUAAUGAAACAAGCAAAAGAUAAUCCGGAAGUGAUCACAUUAUGUCCAGAAUCACGUUUGCGUGAUAAUUUACGAGAAGCAAAUAAACUCUUGGAACAAGUACAAAAAGGUUUAAGUGAAUAUUUAGAAACAAAACGCAUGGCAUUUCCUCGAUUUUAUUUUCUAUCCGAUGAUGAAUUGUUACAAAUAUUAUCACAGACAAAAGAUCCGAAAGCUGUACAACCUCAUUUACGAAAAUGUUUUGAAAAUAUUAACAAAGUCCAUUUUGAAGAUGAUAUGCGUAUUAGUAAAAUGUAUUCGGCUGAAAAUGAAGAAGUAGAAUUUCGAAAAGAAAUUUAUCCUGUUGGAAAUGUUGAAGAUUGGAUGAGUGAAAUUGAACGCAUUAUGAGAGAAACAUUAAGACAAAUAAUUAGAGAUUCGUUACAAGACUAUUUGACGCGGCCACGAAAAAAAUGGGUGCAGUAUUGGCCUGGUCAGGUUGUCAUUGCGGGAUCACAGGUAUAUUGGACGAAGCAAGUAUCCGAAGCACUUGAACGUAAAGAUAUUCGAAUUUAUCAUGAACAACAAUUGCGAGAAUUAGAUGAAUUAAGAGAAUUAGUUCGUAGUGAUUUAACAGAUAAUGCACGUGAAACGUUAAAAGCACUUAUUGUGAUUGAAGUACAUGCCAGAGAUGUUGUGAUUAAUCUACUUGAAGAAAAAGUACAAAAUGUUAAUGAUUUUGAAUGGAUAUCACAAUUAAGAUAUUAUUGGACUGACGAUCAUCUAUAUAUUCGCGCUGUUAAUGCAGAAUUUCGUUAUGGUUAUGAAUAUUUGGGAAAUACGCCACGUUUAGUUAUAACACCAUUAACAGAUCGUUGUUAUUUAACAUUAACUGGUGCACUACAUCUUAAAUUUGGUGGAGCACCCGCAGGACCUGCUGGAACGGGAAAAACAGAAACAACAAAAGAUCUCGCUAAAGCUAUGGCCGUGCAAUGUGUCGUAUUCAACUGUUCGGAUCAACUUGAUUUUAUGGCCAUGGGCAAAUUUUUCAAAGGUUUAGCAAGCUCGGGUGCCUGGGCUUGUUUCGAUGAAUUCAAUCGAAUUGAUAUUGAAGUAUUAUCGGUUGUUGCUCAACAAAUUACUGUUAUUCAACAAGCUCAAUUUCAAAGGGCUGAACGUUUCAUGUUCGAGGGUGUCGAAAUUGUUCUCAAACAGUCUUGUGCUGUUUUCAUAACAAUGAAUCCAGGAUACGCUGGAAGAACCGAACUACCUGAUAAUCUAAAAGCAUUGUUUCGUCCAGUUGCUAUGAUGGUUCCUGAUUAUGCCCUAAUCGCCGAAAAUUCGUUGUUUUCAUUUGGUUUUUCUGAUGCUAAAGCAUUAGCAAAGAAAAUUGUUCAAACAUUUAAACUUUCAUCUGAACAAUUGAGUGCUCAAGAUCAUUAUGAUUUUGGUAUGAGAGCAGUAAAAAGUGUAAUAUCAGCAGCUGGCAAUCUCAAACGACAAUAUGCAACGAUGAAUGAAGAACUUAUAUGUCUGCGAGCUAUUCGAGAUGUAAAUGUGCCCAAAUUUCUUCAAGAUGAUCUUAAACUGUUUACCGGUAUUGUUUCAGAUUUAUUUCCAAAAAUAAAAGAAGAACCAAUUGAUUACGAUAUACUUGAAGAAGGUUUAAGUUUUGCUUGCAAACAACUUAAUUUGAAAGAUGUACCAGGAUUCGUACUAAAAUGUAUUCAGUUAUUUGAAACAACAAUUGUUCGUCAUGGACUCAUGCUAGUUGGUCCAACAGGUUCUGGAAAAACAAAAGCCUAUGAGUCAUUGCAAAUUGCCAUGACACAUUUGAAAGGUAAAAUAUCACCAGCCGGCUCACCAUUUAAACCAGUGCAUACAUCCGUACUCAAUCCUAAAAGUAUCACUAUGGGUCAAUUGUAUGGACAGUUUGAUGAAUUAACUCAUGAAUGGACCGAUGGAAUACUCUCGACACUGAUGCGUCUAGGUGUUGCAGCUGAAAAUGAUGAUAAACGUUGGUAUUUAUUUGAUGGACCAGUUGAUGCAGUUUGGAUUGAAAAUAUGAAUACAGUAUUAGAUGAUAAUAAAAAAUUAUGUCUGAGUAGUGGUGAAAUUAUCAAAAUGACAGAUGCAAUGACAAUGAUGUUCGAAGUUGCAGAUCUUUCACAAGCUUCACCAGCGACAGUUAGUCGUUGUGGUAUGGUCUAUCUUGAACCAUCGAUUCUUGGUUUACAACCUUUUGUUGAAUGUUGGUUAAGAAAAUUACCAGAUCCCGUUUUCAAAUAUUAUGAUCAACUCAAUAAAUUAUUUGAGACAUAUUUGGAGCCAUCAAUCAAAUUUAUUCGUAAAAAUGUCAAAGAAAUUAUCCCAACAUACGAUUCAAAUUUAACAUUUAGUCUAUUGAAAAUGUUAGAUUGUUUCGUACAACCAUUUCGACCAAGAGAAUCUGAUAAACCGGCCACAACUGAGGCACUUGAACGUUUAAACGAAUUCAUCGAAUCAUGGUUUCUUUUUUCGUUGAUAUGGUCUGUCGGUGCGACGUGUGAUAAUGACGGUAGACGAAAAUUUUCAGAAUGGUUAAGAAAAAAAUUUGAACAUGAAACGAUAAAAUUGCCGAUACCGAAUGAGGGUCUUGUUUAUGAUUACGUUUUGGAUGAUGGUGGAAUUUUUAGUUCAGGAGAAGAAGGCAAGAGCGAAGAAGAAGAAGAUGCAUCAAAAAAACGUCAAAUCCGUUGGAGACAUUGGCUGCAAGGUUUACCACCGUAUCAAAUAGCUCCCGAUGCAAAAUAUAGUGAUAUUCUUGUGCCAACAAUUGAUAAUGUUCGUAAUGCAUAUGUUACUGAAAUGUUGUUACGUAUGGAUAAACCCGUUUUAUGUGUUGGUCCAACUGGUACAAGUAAAACAUUAACAGUUGUCGAUAAAUUAAUGCGUUCAAUGCCAAAAGAAUUUAGUCCAGAAUUUAUUGUCUUUUCGGCUAAAACAAAUGUUAAUCAAACACAAGAUUUAAUUGAUUCAAAACUGGAUAAAAGACGUCGUGGAAUAUUUGGUCCUCCGCUUGGCAAGGUGUUCAUCUUUUUCAUCGAUGAUUUAAAUAUGCCUGCUUUGGAAACGUAUGGUUCUCAGCCACCCAUUGAACUGAUUCGUCAGUAUAUGGAUUUUAAAGGCUGGUAUGAUCGUAAAGUAGUUGGUGAAUUUCGUAAUUUGGUAGAUAUCAAUUUUAUAUGUGCAAUGGGUCCUCCAGGAGGCGGUCGAAAUCCUGUGUCACCAAGAUUAACUCGACACUUCAACUUUUUGUCAUUUACUGAAUUAGAAAAUGAUAGUAUGUUAAAAAUAUUUUCAACAAUAUUCGAUUGGUGGACAAAAGCAUCCGAUAUAUCACAAGCAAAUAGUGAAAAAUUAAUAUUAACAUCAAUUCAAGUUUAUAAAACAGUGUGCACACAGUUACUUCCUACACCAAACAAAUCUCAUUACACGUUCAAUUUGCGCGAUUUAUCCAAAGUAUUUCAAGGAAUGUUAAUGGUGGAAGCAAAAAAAAUUGAUGUACAAAAACUGCUCCGUUUAUGGUAUCAUGAAAAUUGUCGCGUGUUUCAAGAUCGCUUAAUUAAUGAUGAAGAUCGUGGUUGGUUUCGAAAUUUAUUAGGUGAACGUAUUAAAACAGAUUUUGAACUGGAGUCUGAGUCUCUCAUCCAAGAGCCCGUAAUAUUUGGUGAUUUUCUUUCUCAUGGUGGUGAAAAGGCCUAUCAAGAAAUUACGGAUGUAGCAUUGAUGAAAAAACGUUUGGACGAAUAUCUUGAAGAGUAUAAUCAAGUGAAUGUAGCUAAAAUGAAUCUGGUUUUAUUUAUGGAUGCGAUGAGACAUGUAGCGAAGAUAACGAGAAUUAUCAGACAACCGUUGGGUAAUGCGUUGCUGUUGGGUGUAGGCGGAUCGGGACGUCAAUCACUAACAAAACUGGCUGCUUUCAUAGCUGAAUAUGAAUUACGGUCAAUUCAAUUAUCUAAAAGUUAUGGUCUUGCUGAAUGGAAAGAAGAUUUAAAAAAGUUUAUGUUGCAUGCGGGCUUAAGAAAUACACCGACUGUAUUUUUAUUCAGUGAUACACAAAUUAAAAGUGAAUCAUUUUUGGAAGAUUUAAAUAAUAUAUUAAAUUCUGGUGAUGUACCUAAUAUCUAUGUACUGGAUGAAUUAGAACAAAUUUUCACGGCUAUGAAACCUAUUGUUAGCGAAGCUGGUUUACAACCAACGAAAACAAAUCUCUAUUCUGCUUAUACAAAACGUGUACGACAAAAUUUACAUACAGUCGUAUGUAUGAGUCCGAUGGGUGAAGUAUUUCGAGCUCGUUUAAGACAAUUUCCUGCAUUAGUCAACUGUUGUACAAUAGAUUGGUUUUCAGAAUGGCCUAAAGAUGCAUUAGAAUCUGUGGCUGAAACAUACUUAAAUAAUAUGCCGACAUUAGAUGCAAGCGAUGAAAUUGUGGGAGGAUUGGUUAAACUUUGUCAAGAAAUUCAUCAGACGGUUGCUCUUAUGACAAAAAAAUAUCGAGAUGAAUUAAGUCGACAUAAUUAUGUUACACCGACAAGUUAUCUAGAAUUAUUAAAUAUAUUUUCAAAAAUAUUUGGAAAGAAAAAAGAUGAACUUGUUUUGGCUAAAAAACGAACAAAAACUGGUUUAGAUAAGUUAUUGGCAACAGAAAAAGAUGUUAGUAAAUUACGUAUUGAAUUGAAUGAAAUGCUUCCAUUAUUGGAUCAAGCUGUGAAUGAAACAAACGAUACAAUGGCUAAAAUAGCAGAUGAUACAGCGAGUACCGAAGUAAUUAAACGUAAAGUACAAACAGAAGAAGAACAAGUAAAAAAGAAAGUUAUUGAAACAAAAGCUAUUGCGGCAGAAGCACAAGAUCGUCUUAAUGAAGCAAUGCCGGCACUUGAAGCAGCAUUACAAAGUUUAGAAGUAUUAAGCAAAAAUGAUAUAAACGAAGUGAGAGCCAUGCAACGGCCACCUGCAGGUGUUAGACUAACAAUGGAAGCUGUUUGCAUUCUUAAACAAGUCGAACCAAUUAAAGAGCCAGUACCUGGUCAACCCGGAAAGAAACAGGACAACUUUUGGGAUCCAGGACGUCAGCUAUUAUCUGAUCCAGGAAAAUUUUUAGAAAGUUUAAGAAAUUAUGAUAAAGAAAAUAUUCCUGAACCUGUUAUACAAAAAUUACAAAAAUAUAUUGAUAAUGCAGAAUUUGAUCCAAUAAAAAUUGAAAAGGCAUCAAAAGCUUGUAAGUCAAUUUGUCAAUGGUGUCGUGCCAUGUACACAUUUUAUAUGAUUAAUAAAGAAGUAUUGCCAAAAAAAGAAGCAAAAGAAAUGGCCGAAAAAGAAUUGGAAGUUAUUCGUGAAAUUCUUGCACAAAAAAUAUCAGAAUUAAAAAAAUUAGAAGAUGGUCUUCGAACAUUACAAGUAAAAUACGAAGAUGCAGUACGAAAAAAAAAUGAAUAUGAAAAUAAAGUUGAAGAAUGUAAUGGACGUAUAAUACGAGCAGAAAGAUUAAUUACCGGAUUAGGAGAUGAAAAAAUACGUUGGCAAGAAAAUGUUGCACAAUUAGAUGAUUAUUUAGCUAAUGUUAUUGGCGAUGUACUUGUAGCAAGUGGUUUUGUAGCAUAUCUAGGACCGUUUACAACAGAAUAUCGUGAUAAUAUGGUAAAAGAAUGGAUUACAAAAUUAAGUGCCUAUCAAAUUCCUCAUUCAGCUAAUCCAGAAGUUAUACGUGUAUUAGGAGAUGCGGUUAAAAUAAGAAAUUGGCAAUUAGCUGGUUUACCAAAGGAUAAUUUAUCAGUACAAAAUGGUGUCAUUGUACAAUAUUCAAAUCGUUGGUCAUUAUUUAUUGAUCCUCAGGGUCAAGCAAAUAAAUGGAUUAAAAAUAUGGAAAAAAAUACGGGUCUCGAUGUUAUGAAACUAUCCGAUCGUGAUUAUUUACGUACACUAGAAAAUUCAAUUCGAUUUGGUAAACCGUGUCUAUUGGAAAAUGUUGGGACAGAUCUUGAUCCAGCUUUAGAACCUGUUCUUCUUCGACAAACUUAUCGACAAAGUGGUAGUACAGUCAUAAAACUUGGCGAUGCUAUUAUCCCAUAUCAUGAUGAUUUUCGAUUUUAUAUCACUACAAAAUUACCGAAUCCUCAUUAUACACCAGAAGUAUCGGUUAAAGUAACAAUGGUUAAUUUUACACUAUCUCCAAGUGGUCUUGAAGAUCAAAUGUUGGCACGCGUUGUAGCCGAAGAACGUCCUGAUCUUGAAGAAAUGAAAAAUACAUUAAUUGUAUCAAAUGCAACAAUGAGAAAUGAAUUAAAAGCAUUAGAAGAUACAAUAUUAGAAAAAUUAAGUACAUCUGAAAAUCCUGUAGAUGAUAUUGAAUUAAUUAAUGCACUUGAAGCAUCAAAAGCAAAAUCAACAGAAAUUAAAGUAAAAAUGCAAGCAGCAGAACAAACUGAAAAAGAUAUUGAUGCAACACGUAGUGAAUAUGUACCAGUAGCUGUAAAUACACAAAUAUUAUUUUUUUGCGUAUCAGAUUUGGCUAAUGUUGAUCCUAUGUAUCAAUAUUCUCUUGAAUGGUUUACAAAUAUAUUUUUAUCCAGUGUUCAAAGUGCUCCACGUGCAGAUGUACUAGAUAAACGUAUUAAAAAUAUAAAUGAAUAUUUUACAUUUAAUUUAUAUUGUAAUGUUUGUCGAAGUUUAUUUGAAAAACAUAAACUAUUAUUUGCAUUUUUGUUAACCGUACGAAUAUUGAUGAAUCAACAAAGAAUACAAAUGUUCUCUUAUGUAUUAGCGUGUCUUUGUGAGAAAACAUAUAAUCGUUGUUGUUAG
Didymodactylos carnosus is the source of this 11323-nucleotide messenger RNA. NCBI's taxonomy places the organism in Eukaryota, Metazoa, Rotifera, Eurotatoria, Philodinida, Philodinidae. The record is from the annotation of a GenBank genome assembly.